Messenger RNA from Candidula unifasciata, 597 nucleotides. NCBI's taxonomy places the organism in Eukaryota, Metazoa, Mollusca, Gastropoda, Stylommatophora, Geomitridae. The record is from the annotation of a GenBank genome assembly.
AUGGAAGAUUCUCGCAGACACAAGCAAAUGAUAAUAAAACUCGGACGUUUGAUCAAAACUGAUGAACUAAACACACUGAAGUUUCUUUGUAAAGAUAUUAUUCCAGCCAAACUUCGCGAGAAGAUCACGACAACUGAAGCGUUGUUCGAGGCAUUAGAAGAAAGAAGGAAAGUCUUGCCUGGAGACCAGACUUUCCUCAGGGAACUGCUCCAAGAUGGCUUGCAAGGACGGGUUGAUGUUCUCGAGGUGGUAGAGGAGUAUGAGCGUGGAGGUCUAUGUUCCCCAGAUGUGGACUCAGUCAGAUUUUCUGGACUACAGAUAGAGGAUUUCACCCAGGAGGUACAGUUUUUAAAAGACAAUAUUGGUCGUGAAUACAAGUCUUUUCUUCGACGUCUGGGUGUGAAAGAAUGCCACAUUGACCAGAAAGAAAUUGAAUAUCCCAGGAACAUUCAGGAAAUUAUUCAUCAGUGUAUACGUCAGUGGAUUCACGAUCACAGAGACUGGCAGCGGGACCAGGUACUUGAAGCUGUCGUAAAAGUUUUAAGAAAGGAGAGACGGAAUGAUUUAGCUGCGACAUUUGAAGCAAGAGAAUUUUAA